AUGAAUUGCGUUGUUUACGCCUACGCUAGGUUCAAGAUGGCUGCUGGGGACAACAGCGGCAGGCCUCCAUGCCUUAAUUUCUCCAGUCCGGGUCCUCUGGGGAACAGUCAGCCCAGCAACAGCGUUUUCUCCAUGCCAGCAACCAACGGCGGAGCGGUUGGGGCAGCCGGGGGAGCACAGGGAGCUGCGAGGCGUCCCAACCCGCAGCUGGGGCCUGGUGGGGGAGACAGCAACGGUGUUUCAAACGGAGCUCCGCCGACUGCGCAGAACUCCCUGCAGCAGUCCGCUGCGGCAGGUGUUGCGGCAGCCGGAGCCAUGGCCACCCCGGCGUCAAACAUGGCAACCACCGCAGCGUCAAAUGCGCCCGCGGCGGCUGCACCGACCGCUACUCCGGCCGCCGCGUCUGUACUGGUGUACCGAGAACCGGUGUACAACUGGCAGGCGACAAAGAGUACCGUGAAGGAGAGAUUUGCCUUCCUCUUCAACAAUGAGGUGCUCAGUGACGUUCAUUUUUUAGUGGGCAAAGGAAUGGGGGUUCAGAGGAUACCUGCACACAGGUUUGUCCUGGCUGUGGGGAGCGCUGUGUUUGAUGCCAUGUUUAACGGCGGGAUGGCGACGACCUCCACGGAAAUCGAGCUUCCUGAUGUGGAACCUGCUGCUUUUCUGGCUCUCCUCAAGUUUCUCUACUCUGAUGAGGUGCAGAUUGGUCCUGAGACAGUGAUGACCACACUGUACACUGCUAAGAAGUAUGCAGUGCCAGCCCUGGAGGCUCACUGUGUGGAGUUUCUAAAGAAGAAUCUGAGAGCAGACAAUGCUUUCAUGCUGCUCACACAGGCUCGGUUAUUUGAUGAGCCUCAGCUUGCCAGCCUCUGUCUAGAAAACAUUGACAAGAACACCGGAGACGCUCUCGCUGCUGAAGGCUUUACAGACAUUGAUCUUGACACAUUGGUGGCAGUGUUGGAGAGAGACACUCUUGGGGUGAGGGAGGUGCGUCUGUUUGGUGCUGCUGUUCGCUGGGCGGAGGCAGAAGCUCACAGGCAGCAGCUGCAGCCCACGCCUGAAAACAAGCGCAAAGUUCUGGGAAAGGCUCUAACACUCAUCCGCUUCCCUCUCAUGACCAUUGAGGAGUUUGCUGCAGGUCCGGCUCAGUCCAGUAUUCUGACUGACAGAGAGGUGGUGAGUCUCUUCCUCCACUUCACAGUGAACCCAAAGCCUCGUGUAGAUUUCAUUGACCGGCCCCGCUGCUGCCUCCGCGGGAAGGAGUGCAGCAUCACGCGAUUUGGACAGGUGGAGAGCCGCUGGGGUUACAGCGGGACAAGUGACCGCAUACGGUUCUCAGUAAAUAGAAGGAUAUUCGUUGUGGGCUUUGGUCUCUACGGCUCUAUACAUGGACCCACAGACUACCAAGUUAACAUACAGAUCAUUCACACAGACAGUAACACGGUGCUAGGUCAGAAUGAUACGGGCUUCAGCUGUGAUGGCUCUGCUAACACUUUCAGAGUCAUGUUCAAAGAACCGGUGGAGAUUUUACCCAAUGUCAACUACACUGCCUGCGCUACACUGAAGGGUCCAGACUCUCAUUACGGGACGAAGGGAAUGAGAAAGGUAACGCACGAGUCAUCAUCCACUGGCACAAAGACGUGUUUCACCUUCUGUUACGCAGCGGGCAACAACAAUGGCACUUCAGUAGAGGACGGACAGAUUCCCGAGGUGAUCUUCUACACAUAGUCGCCCACUGUGUACUGGCAAUCUUCCAUCAAAUGUGACGAGAACCUGACACCAGCGCGGGGCCACACUUCAGCAGCCGCACUGGGGACUAAAACUCUCAGACAUCAUACUGCUCCCUCCAUGUAGUGAACUACUGCUGACCACAUGGGAGGUCACGUAGCCGUUAAAAGAUGUAGGUCACAACAUGGCAUGUAGCUUGUCAUUUGAGAUGCUGUCUCUCCCUUUCUGCUGGCUUUCUUUAUCCCUUUGUGUCAUAUAAUGCAAGCCUCUGAAUCAGACAUGACUCUAAGUGACUCCACAGGGAAAGGAGAGGAGGAGGAGGGCGGAGCUUCUCAAAUAAUUCACAGUAUUGAUGUCGAUGCUGUGGAUGUCAGCAAAUGACUUGACACUGAAUUCCCCCUAAGCUGUAUGUUUCCCCUUCCUGUACUCCACAGCAUUAAUGCAAAAGAGAGCUACAAAUGUAUGAAUGUACAGUUUAUCAGAUUUGCCAAGACAAGAUGUUCAUCACCGUUGAAUAGAGACCAGCAUUUCACUCGGUUCUUUGUCAGCUGUAUGUCCCAUACACUCAUAGGCUUUAAUCUUUGACGGAUUUGAACCAUUCUUCAUUUUAAGCUUAACUUCAUGAUAACGAUAAGACAGUCUUCAAAUUUCUUCAUCCAGUACUAUCAGUGAUAUCUUGUGUCCUUCGCUUGGUAGUUGCCUAUACUCAAGAUACCUUGCACUUUUCGGCCUUGCAUAUGUUAAUUUGGUUGUUUUAACUCUACAGAUAUGUUUCUUUCAAGCUUUGUUUUACGAAGUGUGGGCAGAGGAGUAUUCCUUCUUGGUGCCGAAGUUAAAGGGUUGUAUAUUAAAGUGGCAUUUAUUAACGUUAUAUAUGUAACUUGAAAUAACUAUUGAUUAAAGAGUGAGGAAAAAGUACUAUGUAGUAUUUUUUGAAGAGGAAAAAACAUGCUAGGAGUAAGCUCUACUAAGCAGCUGAUUUGCUCAGCUGAGCAUAAAGACGAGAAAGAGGAAAAGCCUUCACUUCUGGAUGGAUGAAGUUCAAGGCUUUAGAAAUCAUUUUCUAAUUAUAAUUAAGGGGAGGAAAGGGGGAUUUAAAAUGCUGUAUUAAUUUGAUACUAAUAAACAUAAAGCAGAACAGCAUCAAAGCCAUCAGUGCUUCUUAGAAGAUUUUUUUGACAACUUCAUAGGAAGGAUGAGAGUAACAAAAAAUAAGUUAUAAAAGUGGAGGUGAUAAAAACUUGUAAGUUUGUAAGAAUGAUAAAUACAUUUGAACUAAAACAAUGAAGUGAAUUGAUCUGAUUAAGGCCUCAAAUGAUAAAAAUCUAUAUGAUUUGGCCUAUCAAACAUCAAAAUACGCGUUGAUUAAAAUGUUAACAGAUAACAAUGUUUGUAAAGUCAAAAUAAAAGUGAUAAUCCACUAACUGAAUAAUCAAUUCUUAUCAUUCUUAAUUUUUUGUGAUUUCCGGUUUGGAACACUUUGCACAACUUUUAGUUAUUUCAUCCCUAAAUUAACUUUCUGGAAUUUCUGAGGCGAAAAAUUGAUGCUGGUGAUUUUUAGUAUUUACAAAUUCACAAACAAUUUCCGUUGUUUUUGGAGUUGAGAAGCCCUGCUCCACCAAGCCAGCAAGCCUUUCAGACACACUCCUGUUCUGCAGUGACGGACCACAGCAGCCAGCAAAAGCAUCCUGGAUCUCGGACUGGAGGAGUAUUCUCUGUUGUCAUUUGUUUGUUUGUUAGUGAAAUUUUGUCAUUUUACCAAAGCUUACGUAUUAAAGCUUGGUCACUAUU
Messenger RNA from Cheilinus undulatus (humphead wrasse), 3519 nucleotides. RefSeq names its product BTB/POZ domain-containing protein 2 (gene btbd2b). Lineage: Eukaryota; Metazoa; Chordata; Actinopteri; Labriformes; Labridae. Gene Ontology annotation, biological process: neurogenesis. The record is from RefSeq and is a predicted model, not a curated record. The coding region runs from base 1 to 1728 and encodes 575 amino acids. The transcript is spliced from 9 exons. Gene Ontology annotation, molecular function: protein binding. Gene Ontology annotation, cellular component: cytosol; P-body.